Molecule: messenger RNA, 4416 nt
Organism: Salvelinus fontinalis (brook trout)
Lineage: Eukaryota; Metazoa; Chordata; Actinopteri; Salmoniformes; Salmonidae
Product: zinc finger protein 883-like
Exons: 2
Coding region: 252-2129 (625 amino acids)
Biological process (GO): central nervous system development; regulation of transcription by RNA polymerase II
Cellular component (GO): nucleus
Molecular function (GO): DNA-binding transcription factor activity, RNA polymerase II-specific; RNA polymerase II cis-regulatory region sequence-specific DNA binding
Source: RefSeq, a predicted model, not a curated record
UCUAGUGGACGGAACGCUUCUUUCAGCAGCAGCAACAGUUAUUCAGCCACCUCGGUAGCUUGCUAGCCAAAAUAGCCGAACCCAUAAAGCUCUUUAGACGCUUUAGUGUAUAUUAGCCACUGUAUUUUAAACCCUCGUCUGUCGUCUAGUUAGUUAGUUAUCCUAUUUAAUUUCAUAUUUACGGUGUUGUUAUUAUUCAGCGGGCGGGCUGGUUAAGUUAGCAUUAGCCUAGCUAGCUAACAUCUCCGACCAUGAGUUCACUAAAUUACUCUCUUCCUGCUGAAGAAGAGACAGUCUGCUGGACGGAGAAAGAAGCUCUCAUCAAAGAGGAGGAGGAAGAGAAGGAUGUUACAAUACAAAAACAAGUAGAGGGUGAGGUUGUUACCCUGAAAGAAGAAGAUAAAGACGUUACAGUGAAAGAAGAGGCGUUCAGAGUGAAAGAGGAGGUGGGUGUUACAGUAAAAGAUGAGGAGGUUUCAGUUUUUGAAGUGAAAGCGGAGGAGGGGGAGAAUACGGUCAAAUCAGAAGAAGAGGAAGAGGAGGAGGAAGAGGAGACUGUUACAAUACAAAAACAAGUAGAGGGUGAGGUUGUUACCCUGAAAGAAGAAGAGAAAGACGUUUCAGUGAAAGAAGAGGAAGACGUUACAGUGAAAGAAGAGGCGUUCAGAGUGAAAGAGGAGGAGGGUGUUACAGUAAAAGAUGAGGAGGUUUCAGUUUUUGAAGUGAAAGCGGAGGAGGGGGAGAAUACGGUCAAAUCGGAAGAAGAGGAGGAAGAAACUGGAUAUCUGGGCCCGUUUUCCCAAACGCAAUUUAAGGCAUCCAGUGGUUCUAAAGAUGAACUUAGCCAUAAGAUGGUUUUGAGAAACCGGGCCGUGAUUACCACUGGAGAGAUACGGGACUAUAGUGGAUCCUUUGGGGAGCCUCAACAACAACAUGAUGCUGAAGAGGCAGAGAAGAGUCUCUCCACAUCAGAACACCUCAAGAAACACCCUCAGAGACCCACAGGGAAGAAAUCUCACUGCUGCUCUGACUGUGGGAAGAGAUUAAACUCCUCAGUAAAACUUAAAAUACAUCAAAGAAUUCACACAAGAGAGAAACCAUAUAGCUGUGCUCAAUGUGGGAAAAGUUUUGUUAAAUCUAGCCAUCUGACUGAACACCAGAGAACACACACAGGAGAGAAAUCUUAUAGCUGUGGUCAAUGUGGGAAAAGUUUUACUACAUCUAGCCAGCUGACUUCACACCAGAGAACACACACAGGAGAGAAACCUUAUAGCUGUGGUCAAUGUGGGAAGAGUUUUAGUCAAUUUGGAGAUCUGACAGUGCACCAGAGAAUACACACAGGAGAGAAACCUUAUAGCUGUGAUCAAUGUGGGAAGAGUUUUUCUUCUUCUAGCUAUCUAACUCUACACCAUAGAACACACACAGGAGAGAAACCUUAUAGCUGUGAUCAAUGUGGGAAGAGUUUUACUACAUCUAGCCAGCUGACUUCACACCAGAGAACACACACAGGAGAGAAACCUUAUAGCUGUGGUCAAUGUGGGAAGAGUUUUAGUCAAUCUGGAGAUCUGACAGUGCACCAGAGAAUACACACAGGAGAGAAACCUUAUAGCUGUGAUCAAUGUGGGAAGAGUUUUUCUUCUUCUAGCUAUCUAACUCUACACCAUAGAACACACACAGGAGAGAAAUCUUAUAGCUGUAAUCAAUGUGGGAAGAGUUUUAGUCAAUCUAGCUCUCUGACAGUGCACCAGAGAAUACACACAGGAGAGAAACCAUUUAGCUGUGAUCAAUGUGGGAAGAGUUUUUCUACUUCUAGCUAUCUAAAUAUACACUAUAGAACACACACAGGAGAGAAACCUCUUAGCUGUGGUCAAUGUGGGAAGCGUUUUAGUCAAUCUGGAGAUCUGACAGUGCACCAGAGAAUACACACAGGAGAGAAACCAUUUAGCUGUGAUCAAUGUGGGAAGAGUUUUUCUUCUUCUAGCUCUCUAACUAUACACCAUAGAACACACACAGGAGAGAAACCUUAUAGCUGUAAUCAAUGUGGGAAGAGUUUUAGUAAUUCUAGCUAUGUGACAGUGCACCAGAGAAUACACACAGGAGUGAAACCAUUUAGCUGUGACCAGAGAUAAUCUGAUAAAAGAUCUCUGAUCAAAUAUCAGAACAUUUAUGAAGGAGUUGUUUCAUGAUAUCAAUGAAUUAAUGUCACAAUGUAGAAUGUUUUAACAUUGUAGUAGGAGUAUUUUAAUGUCUCAAUGUAGAAUGUUUUAAUAUAUAGUAUAUUAAUAUACUCUGCAGUCAGUCAGUCAGAAUGUCACAAUGUAGAACCCUAAACGUUUGCCCCCUUAUCAAUUGGUUUCAACAUGAUAUGGACAUUAGGCUCAUUGGGGGAAAUCCAGGCUCUGAAUUGAAAGAGUACUAUUUAUGUGAUUUAACACAAAGUGACUAACACAAAAAGAGUUGUCCUCUAACCAGUGAUGUACACAUUAUUCCCAGAAUCAACUGAUUUCAACAUAAUAUCGAUGAGUUAUGACAAAUAAGUGUUGUGUUCCUUUGUUUAGCGACCCCUAGAUUUAAAUGCAUCACUCCAAAAUGUAGCUGACUGUUUUCUGCAGGUUGUUCUCUAACCAGUGAGCUAAAAAAUAUCUCCCAUUUCCAUGUGUUUUUUUGUUGUUAGUUUCAACAGCACGUACAACCUGAUUUCCCCCCUAAUCGAUAUCCGUGAUUUAUUGCUACUUGUCAAAACAACAGUGUUUUUGGUGCUUGUGCAGUUUAUAAGGAGCUUGUUUUAAAAAAGACAAUUAUUGUGGCAGAUGUUUGUGUAUAUAUCACAUGUUAGGUUUUCAAUUCAUCCCAAACUGUUUCUGCAUAUUGGUUAUUGAUUUGGACACGUUAAAACUGUGUUUUGACAUUGGGGCUAUCCCACCUAGCAAAAUGUAAUUGAAAAGCCGUUGAAAAUAAUACUAUGCAAUCAAAUAUUUCAUAUUUACAUUUCAUGUAACAUUUAGUAAUGAAAAUUAUUCAUGCAACCAACUGACAGUUUUUUGGGUACAAUUAUAUUGACAUUGUUGCCCUGUUUUUAGAAUAUCAGGGUUAAUUCUCAGAUGUGCCAACCCAAAUGUACUAGAGCAUGACAUUGGGGACUGGGCCCCGAUCCAACAACAUGCCUAUCUAGUGAACCCUGAAAAGAGAGAGAAGCUCCGCAGUGAGGUGGAAAGUUACUACAGGUAUUGCAGGAGUUUCCUCUUGAAAUCAGACAUGUCCGUGGUGAGAACAACCUGGUUGCUGAUUGUCUCAAGGGUGGGCAUUCAAAACGUUUUGUGUUUUGCGUUUAGCCAGUGCAUUGCCAUGGAUCACAGUUUAUUUUUACUGCACGUUUUUCCGUAUUAGAGAUGAGUUUUGUUUGGGCUCGUUCCAAGGGGACGAGAGUUCUAGAAGCUAGUCAGUUUUAGGAAGACGAGAGUUCUAGAAGCUGGUGAGUUUUAGGAAGACGAGAGUUCUAGAAGCUAGUCAGUUUUAGGAAGACGAGAGUUCUAGAAGAUUGUGAGUUUUAGGAAGAAGAGAGUUCUAGAAGCUAGUGGGUUUUAGGAAGACGAGAGUUCUAGAAGCUAUAGAAAGAAAAUCUUUGUGGGAAUAAUAAAAAAUAAAUAUUGUUUUUAAUUGUUGUUUGCCAGUAGACAGACACCAUGUUUAUAUUGGUGACGGUGAAGCAUUGUAGUUGAUUAUAAUGUGAAAUGGAAGUUGUUUUCUGUUGUUGGUGAGCAUUCUCUUAAGGUGUUAGUUAGUCUUUGGUUUUUCCAUUUAUGUUUUGAGGUUGGACAUUAGCACGUAUAGCUCGUUAGCACGUAGGACGCACUGAUUGGUGUCACCUCGUUAGUCAGUAUGUGUUACACCUGUGCUGGCUUGUCCAUCUCGUUAGUGGGAAGGUGUUUCACCUGAGCUGGUCCAGGUUCUAUUUAAGAGUGUCUGGCCCAGUGCUCCAGUUGUCUUGAUAGAUGUGGAGAGUUAACACCUUUAGUUGCUCCACCUUUUUGGUUUGCUUCCUGUCUUUAAGUUUGGUGUGGGUUUUUCUUUUGUUUGCCUCUUCUUGGGCAGAUUUAGUGGGUCUCAUGGUAGGUGUCUUUUAUGUCCCAGUUGUUGUUACUUGUCAAUUUUCAGUGGACACCCCCAUAGUGUCUUUGAGAACCCCUCCUAAAAAAAAAGCUUAUAUUUUGGGUUGGAUAUUGCAUUCAAUUAGUGUUUUAAUCAUUGGCAUUUCCUUAGAAUGCUCAUUGGUCUUUCAGUUGUUAAUCUUCUGUUAUUUUUGUGUACUAAAUAUUUCUGGUUAUUUUCAUUGUUUUCUCCUGUGAAGCCAUUGUGUUGCAUCCACGUCUGAAAUGUGCUGUAUAAAUAAAGCUUGAUUUGAUUUUAAGAAAUGAA